This is a messenger RNA of Malaclemys terrapin pileata, 5849 nucleotides long. It is a transcript of the gene CDT1, whose product is annotated as chromatin licensing and DNA replication factor 1. Gene Ontology annotation, molecular function: DNA polymerase binding; DNA binding. The record is from RefSeq and is a predicted model, not a curated record. The transcript has 10 exons. Gene Ontology annotation, biological process: mitotic cell cycle; DNA replication preinitiation complex assembly; regulation of DNA-templated DNA replication initiation. Gene Ontology annotation, cellular component: nucleus. NCBI's taxonomy places the organism in Eukaryota, Metazoa, Chordata, Testudines, Emydidae. The coding region runs from base 100 to 2154 and encodes 684 amino acids.
CAUUCGGCGCGCGGUGGAACCCGCGGCUGUGCCAACGUUCUAGCGCGCCGGGCUCGCCACGCACGUGUGGGGCUUUCCCCCGGAUCAGGCCCCGCGAGGAUGGCGCAGCUCAGGGUGACCGAUUUCUUCUCCCACAGUAAAAACCCCGCCCGGGACGGACCGCUGGGCACGAAGCGGAGGAAGACCCGGGCCGCGGGAGGAGUGGCCGGGGAGACGCGCCGGGCCGCCCGCUCCAAAAGCCGGCCUACCCCAGCCCCGCUAAGGAUCCCAGCAGGGAGCGGCCAUGAGCCCCGGGGGAGCCUCCGAGAAGCCAGCCCGGGAGCAAAGCUGGUCGGAUUGGAAAAGAACGAUAGGGCGGCGGUGAGCGCUGCAGCCGGGCUGCCUCCCCUGAGCCCCCAGCAGCAGCUGCUGCUGGCCUCCCCCCACACCCCGGUGCGCCCCGAUCCCAGCGCCCCACAACCCCCGGCACGGACACUGACCGGCCGAAAGCGGUGUAGACAGGAACUGGACCAGGAACUGGAAGCGGGGCGAAACGCCGGCCCCCUAGCCAGGCUCCCGCCCCAGGAGACCGGCAAGAGAGCGGCCAGGAAGAAGCUGGUACUGCCCGCAGAUGAAGACCCCCAGGGUACAGCGCAGGAGACGAUUUCCAGCCCCUGCUCCAGUGCUGCCCUCAGACCCCCAACCCCAUCCUCCCUUAACAAGAAUGUGAAGAACUUGGUGAAUGUGACCCUCUCACCAGGUCCAGAGAGUGGGCUGCAGUCUGGCCUGGCUACAGUAGAGGGAAACGUAAGUCUUAAGCAGGUUUCAUCCAGGGAGCUGAAACACCGCCUGCAGAGACUCCAGGAGCUGACUUGGAAAGCCAAACUGCCCGCUUGCCCCUCCGAGACCUGCAGUGACUUGAAAAGCCGCCUGAAACAAGUGCAGGAGCUAGAAUCCAAAAUCCGCAACAGAAAGGCAGAGGAGGGGAAGGGAUCUGGACAGCAACCAUCCAAAGAGACCUGUGAGCCAACUGCGGAAGCCAGCGAGAGGGCACCUGCCUAUCAGCGAUUCCACAGCCUUGCUCAGGAUCUUCCCCCAGGUCUCACGCUGCCCUAUAAAUACAAGGUACUGGCAGAGAUGUUCCGCAGCAUGGACACCAUUGUGGGGAUGCUCUUCAAUCGCUCGGAGACGGUAACCUUUGCCAAGGUCAAACAGGGUGUCCAAGAUCUAAUGCACAGGCAGUUUGAAGAGAGGAAUGUGGGUCAGAUCAAAGCCGUGUACCCCACUUCGUACAGAUUCCGCCAGGAGAAGAACAUCCCAACCUUCAGCAGUUUCUUGAAGAAAUCCAGCUACCAGCUCACUGUGGAGCCAGUGCUGGGGGAAGAGGAGAAGGUAGAUGGCCGCCCGCACCUGUCAGCAUCACGCUUGCUGGAACGCAGGAGGGUAUUCAGCAGGAACCUGGUGAACAUUGUCAAACAGCAUCACAAGACAUUCAUGGCUUCCCUCAGCCCCCCAAUGGUCAUACCAGAUGACAAGCUGACCAGAUGGCACCCUCGCUUCAAUGUAGACGAGGUGCCAGACAUAAUACCAGCUGAGUUGCCCCAGCCCCCUCAGGUGGACAAGCUGACCACAGCGCAGGACGUGUUGACCAAGGCCCGGAGCAUGAUGACCCCAAAGAUGGAAAAGGCUCUUGCCAACCUGGCUCUAAGAACAGCUGAAACCAGCCCAGGAAAGCAUGAGGACCCCAAAGCAACACCCACGGCCAACACCUCCAGUGCCCUGAAAGGGGUGUCCCAGGCCCUGCUAGAGAGGAUCAGAGCAAAGGAGGCUCAGAAACUGCAGGCUCUGAUGACCCGGAAUCCACAACAGGAGGAGCGGCUCGUCAUGAUCUCACGGCUGCCAGAGAUGGCACGCCUCCUACGCAACGUGUUCGUGGCUGAGAAGAAGCAGGCGCUGACUAUGGAGGUGGCAUGUACGCGGAUGCUCGACAGCUACCGGACCACAAUGACCUCUGGUGAAAUGGAGAAACACCUACACCUCUUCUCAGAGUUGCUGCCUGACUGGGUCGUCAUCCAUCCAAUCAGGAAAGACACCUACAUCAAGCUGGACAAGAGCAUGGACCUCAAUGUCCUUAUGGAGAGACUGACAAGGAUGAUUGAGGAGGAGAAGCUCUGAUUCUUGGGGGGUGGGAGGGAGAUGGCUGGGGGUGAGACCUUGAUUUUAAUUAGAUGUGCCUCUGAAUGUAGCAGAGAUGGGGCUCUCAAGGUCUUGCAGAGAACUCCCCUUUGGGGUGCUUGUGACCUCACUGGUUUCUACCUAUGCACAGGAAACGGAGAAGGUAGACAAACCUCUUUGAUCUUGGGUUUUUCGUUUGGCACAGUUCUGGGCAACUCCCCUGGCCCUCAAACAUGAGGGCUAAUGUUAUGUUCACUACUGCAUGCCCUCCACCAGUAGGAGGUUGCAUUUGGCUUUCCUACCUAAAUUGCUCCCUUUUUUUAGCUCUCAGUGCUCUGUUACUAUGGGCAACUUCGUACAACAAAUAAAAGUGCUCAGGCCACAGUGGGAGCAGGGGUGUUUGAGCAUCUCUGGCUGGCAUGGCCUUAGUUACAUAAGCCAGACCCCCUCUCUGAACAAUGAUGUAAUGUUUAAUUUCCUUGAACAAGUUUCCAGUAUGACAACUUGCAUCCAUUUCUUCCAUUAGCUGAAGGUGCUGUGGGGGUGGAUGGGAUCAUAUGCCAUUUCUCAUAAGUGAGAAAUAAGAAAAAUGGAAUUUCCUUUGGAAAAAAAUAAUCCCAGGGGCUCUUUUUAAUCUGUUCUGUUUUAGAGAGAGAGAGAGAGAGAGAGAGUGCAUCUCAGACCACUCCAGCUCUGAUGUGUUCAACUCCAUGUACAUAUUGUUGAAAGGUGUUGGUAUUAAACUUUUAAAUGAUUGGCAGUAGCAGUGCUCCCUGCUUUAAUGAAAGCUCUUGCCUUAACCAGUGGGCUGCUUGAGGUGCUGAGGCUUCUCGGCAGCAGAACUUUGUGAAUUACCAGUAGAGGGAAGGCUUGGGGUGUCAGCCAAUUCAAUUCAUGCAAAGAGACUUCUUGGAAAAAAUGAGCAGGGGUUUGCAGAGAAAUGACUGCAGCUUUUGUACAUACAGGCAUGGCUGAGAGCACAGUUUAGUGUGUGAGGGUCGGUACCUAAUCAAAGGUUAGGCCUUCAAGGGAAGGGAACUGCUGACAGCUUUUGGCCACUGCAGCAUAAUCUAAUUAGCACAAAUGAAGAAUGCUCUGUACCCCCAACUGUUGGUUCAUGUACCACUUUUAACAUGUGUUGUGAAUUGAUAGAACAUUAAGCUCCUGUUGAUGGAACCCUGCUCUGGAUGGUCCAUGCUGUAAGUCUGAGGGGGGACCCUAAACCCCUCUGGCACAUCACUGAGGUGCCAUCCAGGGCUUUGUCAGCUCAGAAGGCCUCAGGAUAUACAAAUACUGCUUGGAGGAGUUACCUCAGAGGUGCAGGUAAGGAACAGGUCUUCCUUGCCUCAAGUACUAGGACAUGAAUGUGAGUUACUGCUCGUUUAUACCAGAAGUACAAACAGUGAGCACCUCUGUUCUUUACACUAGGUAAACUACAGCCAGGCUGGCCCAUCUGAUUGAGGGAGCAGAUUCAGAAGGUGCCUAUUUGCCCCCAGAAUGACUGCAGUAGACAGGCUGGUAGUGCACAUGCAGGAGCUAACAUUAGGUAAUGACACAAAAGAAGCUGUUGUGUAACAGAACAAAGCCAACUUACUGCUUUUCACUAAGAGUAGGAAACAGCAGUAAUGUGUGGCAGAUAAAUCUGAUCACAUCUAGUCUGAACUUUGGCACACACAUCUCUGCAAUCUUGAGCAAAUCCCUUGUACACCACUGCCACCUCUUGGAUUUUAAGGAAAACACCUACCCUCCUAACUCUCCAAGUGACAGGAUCAGAUGAAAAUCUUAGCUUUCACAUGUUUAUAGCUCCCAGGUGCAGGAAAAAAGGCAGAAAACAUGACCUCUAAAGGCUCAAAGGCAAAUAGAGCAUGCUUUUUAACCACUUGGGGAUUAGCAGUGUUGCUUCUAUCAAAAUGGAGAUACUCAAACCCUCCCCCAGGGUAAGACUGAUGUCCAGUGCUCUAUGCUAAGAACCUGAAACAAAGCUAGCUUUCACCUACCCUUAGGCUGGCAUGGUUCCACUGAAAAAAGUUUUCUUUAUAGUGAGAUACCUAAGAGGUGUUACCUCCUACUGUAAAAUCCUAAUGAAGAGAAGGCACUAGUUUUUACCUUGAUGUAAAAGGUUGAGGGGGAAGAGACAGGGCUGGCCACAACUAGCUACAGUAAGGUAAGAACUACAGGGCUCUUUCACACUCAAGACAGGUAACUCAAGUUAGCUAGCUCAGUAUAAAAAACUUGCCCUGCAGCCAGAGAGGGUACAGGCCAAGCCUUGCCUGCAAUCAGUUUCUGGCACUGCAUGGGGCCAGGGCUGUGCUUUGGCAGUCAAACAACAUAUUUGUGACAGUGCUGCAGCUGCUUUCCAUGGGUCUUUUGGGUGGAACUUAAUUUCUCCACUUCACAGCAACUCUCCUGCCUUUAGUGUCAAGUGUGCAGGAGAGGUACUGAUUCUUACACAGGCUGGGCAUCAAAGUUAAAAAAUAUCCUCUGGAGGCUUCCCAAAGAAUUGGAAUGUCCUAUUUGGGGACUGGUGUCUCUUCCAGCUCUACCUGGUUCUGAAGCCAGGAGCAAAUUAACCCCACUACUCCUAUAGACCUAAGAAACUGAACAUCUGAUGUUUAAGGUUAACUACAAGUGCUUGGCUACACACCUGGAAAGCAAGCAGGCCUGGGGGAUUGUAAAGGACACUUGGUCUGUACCACUCAAGCCCCACCCUUCAGAGCUAAACUCCACAACUCAGCCUGUAGACAAGUUGUAUGGUUUCAGCAGUGUCACCCUACAGGUGGUUCUAUCCAGUGGAGGGGGAGCGUACAGCAGCCUACAAUGAAGCAAAUGCCCAAACCCUCUCUAUAGUUCCUACUCUAACAGCAAGCCUAUUUGAUUUAAUGUGGCACUUGAGCUAUUCUCCAUGUAUAAGGUGCACUUUCACAAACCUGUGGGGAAGCAACAGUUUCCUUGCCCUGUGCCUCAAGGCACUGAAUAAGUAACUGCCUUUCUUUACCUUGCAGGAUUAGAUAUUAGGUAUUACAGUUGUAGGAGGGUGAGAUUAGCGAGUCCCAAAGUUGGCUUCUCUAGCAUCUUCCAGUGAGAGCUCAAAGGGCAAGGCUGGGGGAAGAAUUCAGUAAGACCAGAUAUGAGGAAGAUAUGUUAAAGGUUCAGCUCAGCAUGUAAAGCAAUUGGGCUGGCCCAACUUCCAACCCUUUUGAAUUUCACUGAAGUCACAAGAUGGCUUGUUUCACUGGAUGUUGGUUUCUUGAAGAGAAAGGGUCAGAGAAACACACACCAACUUCAUCCUGCUACCAGACUAGUUGUGAGAAUUAAAAGAUCAAUAUUUGUUUACUAAGCAGCUACUGAUUCAAUUGAAGACACCCAUUACAAAUAUUAGUUACAAUCCAAAGCAUCCUUUCUCAUCCAUAAGGAGAUUUUGGUACCCUGGCUCUGAUUGGUAAGUGUUUGUGACAGAGUUGGAUGUUAUAGCUAGAUCACACACUGCAAUUAGGAGUCUAUUUUCUAAAAAUCUGCCUAUCAAACUUUGUCCACCAUAGUAACUAGAAUGCUGUUAAUAUUAGAGCUCAUGCUAAAGCACUCAAAGUGAGCAUAGUUCCACUUUCCCUUCCCUUUUUAGCUGUGCCAAUACUAGAGGGUAUUUUGGAACAAGGAAGUUGAUUGGAAGUGGGGGGGGGGGGGGGGGAGGGAGACAA